This is a messenger RNA of Amoebophrya sp. A120, 13019 nucleotides long. Lineage: Eukaryota; Dinophyceae; Syndiniales; Amoebophryaceae. The record is from the annotation of a GenBank genome assembly.
CGUUAGUGUCAAGAAUUAUACGGGAUAUUUUUAAGUGAUAGCGCACUUAUUUUUCCCAUUCUUGUCCGCUUUGACUACCAACUUACUUGUAUGUAAUUGCGGCGACUAAGUAGCAGUAGCACUUAAAAUUUCCGAGCCACUGACUUGAAUUACCGCUGAUGUUUUGCAGUUUCGACUUGCAAAGUAGCCUUUUUGAUUUUGUAAAAUUCAUCAAGAAGAAUCGUAUAUCGAACCUCUAGUUUCAGUAUGCAAGUGCCGCACUCAUUGUAAUCUUGCAGUCCGACUCCGCAGACAAUCUGUGGGACAAAAAAAAAGAAUUCCUGAAAACAUGGACGUGGUGUCACAAAAGGGAACUGCGCGCAGCUGCAAGAUUUGCGAAGGCAGGAAGCAACGCAGCAGUGUCGUAAAAGCACAGUCGGCGUUGUGUCUCAGCGUCUGUUCUUCCACCCCCGCAAACACUUUUCCCAGGCUGAACUAGGUGUGUAGCAUUCCUGCAUUCCAGAAAGUAAGAGGACGCCAAAAAGAAAUCCAGCAGCAUUUAUUCGACACGCUCGACCACACGUGUUUCACACCCCGAACGACAUCUUGAACAAGCUUGUAAGCUCACUGGACCCGCAACUGCUCUGGGAGCUGAAGACAAGGAAAAACUGUACCAGGAGCGCUGUUCCCAAGUCGGAAAAUUGAUUGUAAUUGUAUGAAGUAAGACGACAAAGAAUUUUGGUGCGCGUGGAAUCCGGUUCCCGAGGCUAGCGGAUUAAAAUCAAGUUCUGGCGGCUAAGAUGUCGAGCGGCGGUUGGGGAGACUGGAGCUCCUACUGGAGGCGUGGGAGUAACAAUGACAACACCGCUCAAAACAACAACCAGACAGGGGGCUCCCAGGCUAGCAACCAGCAAAACAACCGAGGGAGCGGAAACAGCAUGAGCGCCGACGGGCGAAAUUCGCAGCAACAGGGUGCAAAUAACCCGCAAGGGGGCUAUAAUGCCACACAAAAUAAUAACCAGGCCGGGCCGAGCACUAAUGGAACCGGUGGCAACGCGAACACCGCGCAGUCCGUCGGCAACAGCGGUGCAGCGGGCGGAGCCACUGCUGCGGGAAAUAACAAUAACAACCCCUACCAGAACUUCGGACCAGGACAGCAAGGUGGUAACAAUCGGGGGUUUGGAUCGCAAAACCAGCCGACAGGCUCGAUUGGGACCAUGAACCACGGUAUGGCAGCCACUUUCCAGGGGACGAAUGCAGGGGGCGCGGGGCAAAACAAUAUGGGCGGUGGCAACAUGAACCAAAUGGGUGGAGGCAUGAUGGGCGGAAGCCAAAACAGUAACCCGAACGCCAUGGGGGCUGCAAACAGUAUGCAGAACACAAUGAGUGGAAGCAACCAGAACCCUGGCAUGAUGGGCUACGGUGGGGCAAACCAACAAAACCAAAAUGCCGGCAGCAUGAUGGGCGGGCAGGGGAACGCGAUGCAGAUGCAGAACAACAUGAACGCACAGAACCUGCAACAAAGCAUGAACCAACCUGGGGGCGCGAGCAACCAAAGCACGGCGGGAGGCGGCCCGGUCGUGGGAGCUCUUUCUAUGAGCAAUUUAACCCAGAUGUCCAGCUCCUUGCAGCAGCAGCAGCAGCUGUCGCAUCAGCAGGGGGGUCCGGGAGCAAAUCAGAUGAUGCAGGGCGGGAUGUACGGGGCGCAGAACACGAUGAAUUUGCACCAGAACCUGAUGAACCCGGACGGCACCAUGCCGGAUCAGGGUUCUUUGAACGCGUCCACGAUGAGCAUGAACCAAAACGACGGCACGCAGUCGCAGGUUGGUCAGCUGACGGCCACGCAGUCGAUGAUGAGCUCGCACUCGAACGUCGGCGGCAUGGGGCAGCACACGCAGAGCCAGGGCGGCGCUGCGGGUUCCUUUAACCAGUUUCAGUACAACCAGCAGGGCAGCAGCAGCAGUUUGAACGCGGGACAAGCCGGGCAGCAGUUCCAAUACAACAUGGGCGGGGGCCCCGGGUCGCAGUUGCAAACGCAAGGCAGCGCCACGUUUUACCCCGCCGCCACCUUUUCGCAGAACCCCUCAGGAAACAACCUGAUUCCGGCAUCCACCACCUCGGGCACCGCGGUGCAGAUGGGGUUCCAGGCCCCGCCUACUUCCACUGGCACCACGGCCAGCGGUGCCGCCGCGCCGGAGCCACCGAAGAAGAGCAAGGCGUUUGCAAUCAUCAAUCCCAACACAGGGAAGAGCAUAAGUGACCAGGUGAAGGACGACGAGGCGCGCCGCCAGAGCAAGGAAAAGCAGGAAGAGGGAGGGUCGGCGCUCGCCAAAACCCAGUCGCUGCUCGUCGGGGCGGGCGCUACGGCAAAUGGCACAGCCACGAAUGAGCAGACGCCCGCAAGCACCUCCGCGGACCCCAAGCAAGCCCAGACCGUGCCCGCGACCCCGAUCGUGCUGGCCGCGGCCGACGGUGGCGCCGGCACCGCGGCGCCGAUGGCGACACCGGGCGCACCAGAUGGGGGCGACGGACCGGCGUCUACGGCCGGCAAGAGAGAGGAAGCGCCGGAGCAGCCGGGGAGCGCGGAGUCAACAGGCAGCAAGCUCCCGGUGUCAAGUACGGAGUCCACGGCAGGAACCAGCAAGUUGGCGAAGCAGCGCGAUAUGUUUGCUGCGUUCGACGAAAAGACCAAGGGGCGGAGUAAUGCGGCCUUUCUUCAAUCGAAAGGCCUCGGGCUCGGUGUCCAGACCGCGACCAGGAAGGAUCAUAAGGCCUUUAUCAACACUGGGGCAAGAGCACAGCAUCACCUCCAGCACCACGAUAUCAAGGAGCCGCACAGUAAAAACGGAGCAGACGUGAAGAGCAAGGAGCACAUCAAGAAGGAAGGCGCGACAAGCAAAGCGGGGGUGCUGGAUGGGUACGCUACCUUGCAGGAGUACAUGAAAGCGCAGCAGGAGAAGGCGCAUCUGCCGAAGCCUCAUAAAGCGGCGAAACAAAAUAAGCCGUCACCCACUCUGCAGCCCCAGCCUGUUGCUUCCGGCGCCGGGGAGCAGCCGCCCACCUCGCGGCCGAAGCCACAGCAGCCUGACGCGGCGUUGAGCGAGCACCUGAAAGAGGAUGCUGUGCACCAGCCGCUGGCGCCGAUGGAAAAGUUGCACGCAAAGCUGGCCGCCAAACGAGGCGGAGAUAAGUAUUUCAACGCGGAUCACAAGUUCGAGAACCGCGACGACUUAAAGAAGCAGUUUAUGGAAAGUCUGCAAAAGAUCAGUCGGCGGGAGAAACACCGCAGCAGCGCGGACGCCGCGGACAGGGAUACGGGGAGCCUACUGAAAAGCGGGCCCAAGAGCGACAAGCCGGCGACACCAUCACCCACGACGGAGCCGGAGGAUGGCGGGCGGAAGGCGUUCCAGCCCGGCUCCCGCACUACCGCGCAAUCCAAGGACACCACGCUGCGCACGCGCAACCAGUCGGCGAAGCCCUCGCACCGCAACGAUUUGAUCGCCGCCCUCGCGCUGGAUAGCGAACACGGGACGACGCGCCAGGCGCGCCGCAGCGUCAACAGCUUGGACCUGCACAACAAAACCACCUCCAGCUCGUCCAAGCGGUCCAAUCGCUCCCCACUAGAUGCCGGCGGUAACGUGCCGGACCCCCGUACCUCGGACAUGAGCGCAUACACCUUAGGGGGCAACAAGCGCGAGAAGAAGAAGCUGCAGAAUCGUGCGCUCGCGGACCUGGGGAAUGCAGCUGCAGAGCCUGGGGGCGGCGGCGCUCAGGCUGACGGAAAAGUACUUUUCUUUACUUGCGAUACUUCUGACGUUUUGAUGGAGAUAUUUUGACUUUCUACUAAAUAAACAUGUACAUCAUGGAAUCACUACAGCCGGUUGACGCGGCUCCUCACAUCCCUGCAGCCAGCAAGUGCUGGUGUUCUUUUCUUGUUGUAGGAAAGCUGUGCAUGAAAUUCUAGAUGAAGGCACACGGAUAAUAAGAGAGCUGUUCGUCAGACUUGCGUGUGCCUACGUAUCUGAAAUCAACAAAGAUUUGACCUCUACUCUAACUUGUCAGGGUCAGCAGACGGCGCAACCACCUUUACCCAUUGGUACCCUAUCCACCGCCAACGUGCGCGCCUUCACUCAGGGAACAGGGUACCAACCGAACGACGCGUACUUGUAUCAGGCGGGCUUUCCGCAAAACCAACACCAUAUGAUGAUGGCGCAAAACAACAUGCACGGCAUCGCCAACGGUGCUCAGCAAAAUCAAGUCGGAAUGCAGCAGCUGCCCGUUGCUUCCCAAGAUCUCACCCAAGGCACGGAAGCACUCUACCAAGCAAUGCGCAUUCGCUUUGACGAGCUCAAGAUACCCGGGGAGCUGAUGAUGAAAACAGUAUUUCAAAAUUUCCAUACACUUUCUCGCCCUUUGUUGUACAUGCACUUAGACAUCAUCUUCCAGGCUCGCAGCGUACUAUCGAAUCAAAAUCUGGAUGAAGAGACAGUGCAAAGUCUGCUUGCUUUAUAUAGUGUGCAAAACCAUAAUAUCCGCAACAAAAUCAUAGGCGGAAUAUUGUAUGCACCUCGUAGUCACCAACGAGAUUGACGUGGAGGUGCAGCAGGUGCUAGCGAACGCUCCCGACAACAACAUAGUGCAAGUGCGCGGACAGAUGAUGCGUAGUGCACAACAUCGUGGGGCGCAGCUUUUGGCCGCCUGGGCCGUGCGCGAGGAUUUGUUCUUUGACGUAAAGAACCCUCCGACACUUACCGACCUCCAACAGACUAUCAUGGAUUGGUAUAGCCGCGGCCAAUGGCAGCAAGCGGAUGGUACGUGGGGACGCAGGACCUUUAACGAAAUCAUCGCUGCACCUAUGCACACGUACUUACCAUUUUUCCCAAUGAUUAUUUCUGACUAAUUCUCAACUGAUUUUUGCUCGCGGCGAUCCGGAUUGUUGCCGGCAUGCUUGAGAUGUCAAACUGAAAUCUACUUUAACUUUUACAAAAACCCUUCUAGGGUAGUUGCCAUGUUGAAGAUGAGUCAGCUUAGUACUUAGAGGCUGUGCAACAAUUGGACCCCCUUUCGCCAAGGCGAAAGGGGGGGGGGGUAGGUUGGUCCAAUUCCGGAGGACGGGGGCUGGCACCCCGACGCAAGGGCGGCGGGGGCUCCCGUCGGUCUCGCCCCACAGACAACAAUCGAACGCCCGGCGGCUCUUCUUCGUGUGCCGCCUUCGCAGGUGGCGGCUGUUCGGUUGGUCGGCAGUAGGCCCACAGGCGUACGCAACACGGCCGAAACCAUUUGCCUGCUAUCUAUGGGCGAGUCCAGAACCGGGCGCGCCGUAGCAUGUGCGUCGGGGCGGGCAGCCCUAGGAGGGCGGGCGCCCGCGGUGUUUUUCUUCACAGACAUUCCGAGCAGCAAGGUGCAUCGGGUCGAUUGCGGGCGCCCAAUGUCAUGACCCCGGGCUCCCCGUGCUGCUUGGGGGGGGGUUUGACAAGUCGGUGGGCACAUGGGGUCGGCCCGAAGUUUUUUUGCCCCGUGUUGUGAGGCGCAGGCGGAGGGGGUGGGGAGGCAUCCAUGCGCGCGCUGUCAGGACCGGCGAGCACAGACGGAGGCAUGCAGUGUGAUGCAAAUGUAGUCCGAACGGGCGCGCGCAGCGCGCCCCGCAAAAUUUGCCACAUUAGCACUACGCGCCCGCCACCACAAAUAAAACGAACAGAACAAACCUGCUCGGUUUAUCGGCAGCGGGCGCGCGCAGCGGGCCCCGCAAAAUUUGCCACAUUAGCAUCACGCGCCCGCCACCACAAAUAAAACGAACAGAACAAACCUGCUCGGUUUAUCGGCUGCGGGCGCGCGCAACGCGCCCCGCAAAAUUUGCCACAUUAGCAUUACGCGCCCGCAACCACAAAUAAAACGAACAGAACAAACCUGCUCGGUUUAUCGGCAGCGGGCGCGCGCGGCACGCCCCGCAAAAAUUUCCACAUUACCAGUACGCGCCCGCCGCCACAAAUAAAACGAACAGAACAAACCUGCUCGGUUUAUCGGGAGCAGGCGCGCGCAGCGCGGCCCGCAAAAUUUUCCACAUUACCAUUACGCGCCCGCCACCACAAAUAAAACAAACAGAACAAACCUGCUCGGUUUAUCGGGAGCAGGCGCGCGCAGCGCGAAUUUUUUUGAAUUCCGGCAGCGCGAGCACUGAUCGCAGCUCAAGGCCUGCUCGCAGCGGGCACGCGCACCGCGCCCCGCAAUUUUUUUCACUGCGCACAGCUCCCGGCGAAAGGGGGGGGGGAGGGGGGAGGUUGGUCUCCAGCGGGCCGCUACCCCCCCUUUCGCCAUGGCGAAAGGGGGUCCAAUUGUUGCACAGCCUCUUACAUGUCUUUACGCUAAAAAAUAGGACUGGUGACGUGGCACCCGUGCCGUCACCCAGCCCGCCCACUUCGAUUCCGGUCCGCGAUCUGACAGAGGAGUUUCAGACGCAGCUGCAUGGCACGGUAUUGUGAAAUUUUUGUUUUUUCAUGUUGCGGUUUCAUCAAAAGUUGUAUGAGAUUGUCGUAAGUGUCGUGUUGUAACUCUUGGAGUAUCGCCUUUUGAUCAUGGGUUGUGAGUUGCUGGUGUAAUUUAGUGCUGCUCAGCUCGAAAAAGUACUCUGUAGAAGUAGGAGCUCUCCUGGUUUUCGCAGAUCUUCGCCCGAUUUCAUCACGUUCUCUCGCUUGGGGUUUUUCGAAAACUUCACACGCGAGGAACUUGCGCCUGCGCAAACGAUGGAAAAAAAGAUCGAUCCUCCACGCAUUCUAUUUACUCGUACAACCCGAAAGGACACUUCUCGCUCUUUCGCGAAGACGCAACGAAAGCCAGUUUGUAUGUGUCUAAUACUACGCACCUACACACCAGGUGGAGGGAAUGCUGCAAUACAAUGCGCAACACAUGGAGCAUGCGCGCAAGGCGUUGGAUGCUCUGAUGACAGACCAGCUGGAGUGGGUUAAGGUGUUUAAGAACGAGCAGGUGCUUCAGACGCUGUUCAGAUCCAAUCAUCACGUUUUUAGCACGUGGCACCCCCACAUCAACGGCCUUGUGAACCACAUCAACGCCGUUUGGCACACGAAUCCCAACUUUGACUUCGUGGCGAAUCUGGGUUCCCCGCACCACAAAUUGCCAGACAUGCCGGGGCUGAGCAGUCCCCUGGACCAGGCCACGAUGGAGUGGCUGCAAAGCGGGCUGCGCGCACAGCAAACCAAACAGCCACUACAGCGGCUCACUGGAGCGGCUGCGAACGGAGCGCUUGGCGGAACGCAGCAGCCGCAGCAGAACUUGCAGCAGCAGCCGCAGCAGAUGUUGCCGCUGACACAGCAACAACUACAGAUAGGGCUCCAAACCUUCCAGAGUCUCCCGCAGCAGUCGCAACAGGCGCUGCAGCAGAUGGCACUGAACGUCCUCACGCCUGAAGAGACCAUGUUCCAGCAGAACCUGCAGCUGCGGAUGCAGAGCACGCCGAACUACCAGCUGCCUCCCCAGGAGUUGCAGCAACUCCACCAAAACCAAUACAAGAUCCAGAUGAAGCUAGCUGAGACGGGCUGGGAAAUGUACCGGCAGAACCAAGCAAGGCAGGAUGGCGGGGCGACAGCGGGUGGCAUGAUGCAAGGCCAGCAGGCCCAGGUCGCCGCGCCCGCAAAUCAGCAGUUUGGAAACAUGAUACCGAACAACGGGGCCGCGACUGGGACCGGCGCCACCACGCAGCACCCCCUGCAGCAGGACGGUGCGGCGCCGCCCGCGCUGUCCCCGCCCAACGUGAACCGAGCGGGCGGUACGGGUGGUGCGGCCAUGGGAGGCAACCUGUACACAAGCCAUAGCGUCGAGUCCUCCGUGAUGGAUCCUGAGGAGGCCGCGCGCAGGGACAAGCACUACCCGCGGGACUUCAUGGUGCAGGUCAGAGUGAGCCUGGAAAAGGCCGGCAAGCUCUCGGAGCCGACUGUACAUUGGAAGACUGCAAAAAUGGCUUCGACCGGCGAAUACGACAUUAAGCGAAAGACCCCAUCGGGUAGCGGCCAGGGACAGCUUAGCAAAGUAAGUUCCCGUGGCGCAGGCGGGCAAGACUGGAAAAAGAAAAAGGUACCAAAAUUGCAUCUUGUUCACCUGCCUUACGAAGUGCUUUCGUAGAAAGUUUUGUACACCGAAACCGAAUGACUUCUACUCCGUUUUGUUAGAUUUGUAGUUUUGUCUAAGUACUAUGAUAAUGAUUGUUUCAUCGCGCCGUCUCUCAUGGUUGUCCUAAUAAAGGUGUCGCAAGUACUAGAGACGAGUGACUGGAUAUGAUCAGGAGUAGAUUUGAGUCACCCGUUCUAGCCAAGAACUUCAGUAUUUUUACGGCAUUCUUUAUCACAGUUGUUCACGGACGAGGCAGAUAACUUUAGCAGUCGUGCGGACUUGAUCGGCGUGCGCAAUUUUAGCAACAACGCAUUUGCCGGCGGAAACCGGGGGUACGGCCAGUACCAGCAGCCGAACGACCUGGGGCUGCUGAAGAAGACGCAGAACGCGUACCAGGUGGGGCACGUGGACGGCAGCCGGCUUCAGCAGAUCAAGCGGCAAGUACAGGCCUUGCUGAACAAGAUCGCGCCGGACAACCUGCAGGUUAUCGUGGACCAGAUGGCCAAGAUCGAGAUCGAGCGGGCCAACGAGCUCGACAUGGUGAUCGAACUGGUGUACGCAAAAGCCUUGAACGAGGACCACUACUGCCAAACUUAUGCGGACAUGGUCUACAAUCUGAAAACCCGGUACCCCGAAUUCCCCUCGGAGGAGGAUCCCACCAAAAAGAUCACUUUCCACCGCCAGCUACUCACCGUCUGCCAAGACAAGUACGAAUCCUGUAGCAGAAUGCUGGCGGGCGACGAAAUGGUAUUGGCUGACAUUCAGCGCUUUUUUUUAUUCAAGAUAAUGCCCUGAUUCUGAUCCAGUCCAGAGCCGUCGCAGAAUUAGGAUCUGUAGGCGGAAACGGGUUUCUUGAUUCGUUCAGGGUUUCUAUUUUUUAUUUUGGAGAAAUUCAACUGGCAGCACACACACAAACUUGUACUCCACCGUUGUAAAAAAACUAGAAGAACAUCAACGAGAGAGUCAGAAUGUUGCUGAUUCAUCUAAUGCGGCGUGGUCGCAAAAAGUAACAGAAAACGGAAACUAUGAGAUACGUUCUUCUUGUGGCGUGUUAGGUUUUCUGUGGUACUUGACACUCCCAUUAAAAACAAUAUCACAGCCAGCGGACCUGAAAGGCCAGGAGCUGGCCGCGGAGAUGAAGAAGCGACGCAAGCACAGUAUAACGAACAUGAAGUUUAUCGGGCAGUUGUUUCUGCGGCAGUUGCUGUCUGUGAAGGUGAUCACGUCUGUGAUAGAGGAUCUGAUCCAGCUGAACAGCGAAGAAGUGGGGGGACCGCGGGAAGAUGAGCUCGAGUGCGCCGUGGAGUUACUGCAGACGAUCGGCUACACGCUCGAGUCCGUCACGGCCAACGCCCCGAACGGGGAGCAGCAGCAGGGCGGUAACAACGGCGAGCAGCAGCAGUCCUCGCGCCUUUCGAACUACUUCUCCAAGUUGCGAUUCCUCAAGACGAGCAAGGAUGAGGGGGGCAAUUACCGCUACAGCAAGCGCUGCCAAUUUCUCAUUCAAGACCUGCUUGACCUACGCAUGCAGGGGUGGAGAAAAAAGAUGCUCAAGGAGGCCGCUAAGAAGAAGGAGGACAUGUCGGGUGACUUGAACGACCCUAACGCGGCCCGACCAUUCGAAUUCGAAAUUGCAGGCGCCAGGCCUGACUACAUAUCAGGUAACAGUAUUAGCACGUCUAGUUUAUCAUGUUUGUUGUUGCCAACGUCGACAGCCUGUGCACAAACACUGUUUCUGGAGGUGAAGCAGUACAGUACUUCCAAUUCAUUUUCUGUCUACCGUUUCUUUUAGAACCGAAAGAAGAACCGUCGGGUCAGCUUUUCAGCGAGCAAGUUCGAAUUUUCCUAUUCGAUGAAUGAAGAUCGCGAUCCCUCAAGCGACAAGUUCAAUAAAUGAAGUCAAUGCGUGGACACCAAAACCACAGCUGCCAAGAAUCAGCGAGCAGACAAAGGCGAGCAGAAGGACGUCGACAUGAAGUCAGUCACCAAGAUCAUCACGUAUUUUGCGGAGGACGACGAUAAAGACGAGCAAGCUGUGGCGAACAGACUAAAGAAAGGUAUAGCAUUAAAGCCCAUCAUGCACACAUUCUAGUAAGUACCAUGCGUAAAGCAAUACGUUUUUGUUACUGCGCUCGCGUAUUUUUUCUCAGCGUUGUGAUCGCAUUUUCUGCGUCGCUUUUUUUUGGGAACAGCAUGUACUGCGAGAAAGAAAUCAGCGCAAGAAAAGCUUUUACUUUCAUCUUCUUGCCGAUUGGUGGCAUUCAUUGCGGGCGCUUCGCGACGAGAGCGUGCUGAGUAAUAAGGCGCCAAAAUAAUGAAUGAAAAUAACAUCUACAUCUCGACAGAUUUCACGGAUUCGGUACCGCCGAACAUGGUAGAAAAGGCCCUGCAAAUCGCGGUUCAAUACGCGCAAGCGAAAGGCGAACGAAGUGGGAAAGUAUCAAGCAUGUUCUUAGCACUUGCCGACAAGGGCGCCUGCAGAUACGGACAAGUAGGAGCAGCUAUUGGGGACGGUAUUGAUUGUUUUUGUUUUCAUCUUUUAUGUGGAUCACUUUACAUGAGAGUUUUCCUAUUUACGUUUGAAAAUGCCUGCCCCUUGAAGAUCCACGACAAUUCAUUCUGAUGAUCAGGCCUGGCUAACCUGCACGAUACGCUGAUGGACGAACCGCAGGCGGACCAGAUUUUCCACGUGUUUUUCGCGCGUUGUUUUACCGAAGUGAAGAACAUGGGUCAUUUUGAUAACUUCUUCACGGAGCUGCGGGAUCGCGUCUUGGUGGAAGACGAAGGGGCCGAUAUGGUGGCGCGCAAAGAAUGCGUCCGCAAGGUGAUGAACCAGGUCAAGCAAACAUCCUUUCGCAUUCGGAGGGAGCAGCGGGAGCUGAUUGACAAGUUUCUAGUCGACUUGGAGCCUUGAAGAAAGGAGCAGGCACAAGGCGGACUACAGUUCCCGGGCUGACGAUCAAUUUCGACAGUUAGAAGCUGUGCUGCUUUCCCCUGUUCUUUCCGGUUCUAGUCGUUCGCGAGGAUAGUAAGGAUCCGCUCACUCCGACUCCCCGCGCCAUUGCUACCGCCGCACGAUCUCCAACAACGCGAUCUCCUGAUGUGAUUGCAAAAUGCGCGACUUCAUCUCCCUCGUCCCAUCCCUGUAAAAAAUUACAAUUCACAAGAACGACACCCGCGUGCGACCCCGGAGCAGUCUACUAACUUAGCUGUUUUUAUCGAAUAAGAUUGGAGCAGGCCAGCAUCAAUCUUCUAGUUAGGAAAAGCAAUCGCAAUCACCAAGUAGUCAACGUAAAUACAAAAGUGACACCAGUUGUCAAAAGAUGAAACUCAGUAAAUGAUAAACUCGACCAUUGCCAGUAAGUGUCUUGCGGUGGGGGUUCGUCUAAAGUAGCACCACACAAGAAGACCCUUGUUGGCAAGCGCAAACGUCGGGCAAAGAAGUUUUUCUCGUUUCCAUCACAAGCAACCCUGGCGUUGAGCGAUCGAAAUUCAAGAUAAAGUUGCUGCGUUUGAUUUUUUUUUGAAGUUGAGGAAUUUUUUUAAAAAAGGAGUUUGACCAGAAAAACGCAGGUCAAGCAUCGCGGCAGGGAACAAAGAAAGUGUCGUCCUCUACAACUGGCAUUGUUGUAGCUUCCAUAAUACCUUUAGGCCAUUAUCAGGAUAGCCGUGAGAACCGAUUCAGCUUGUCCUGUGCGCACGCUUAUUUUACAGAUUAGCGUGAGUGUGGGAACCGAAGGAUGAAUGUGAUAAGUACUACUUGUCUAGUUUCCGAGAAGCAUAAGUGGUGACGCAUGAAGAUGGUCACACAAUCUCAAGGUCGCCGGUAUCUGCAUCUGAGACUAUAACCGAAGGAAAAACUACAAGCAGUGCCGGCUUUUUUCAAGUACUGGCUAGAGAAUACAGAUUGAGAGUCAGCAAUUACUGGUCGAUAAGGCUGCUCCCGUAUCCAUUUACCAAGUUUGGUACUCUCCAACGACACGGAUGAGGAGUGCCAGUAGAUGGACGCGAAAACUUAAACUCGUCGAAAAUUCUUGUGCUAGCAACACGCAUCAACAUUUCAAAAGAAAAUUAUAAUCAGCAGAACUUGUUUAUUUUGUCGUGAGGAAGCAGCUGCGCCUGCGCCCGCUGGGUUUUUGACUGGAUACACAUCAUUUUUAUUUACUCUAGACUACGGCGCUUCUUCAUGAAUAGGACGUAUGUACCCAACGAAUUGAGUUUCUUUGAAAUGAUACAGGUCAUCCCCCGUAUUAUUACUAAUUGGAAUUGGAAUCUGUCGCUUCUAAGUCUGUUACAGCUGUAGUUUCGAAGGGCAAGCAUUUCUUGUGUCUUCGAGCGUUUCACCAAAAAGUUUAUACCACUCUCGUCCUCACUACUGUACGUAGUUUGUUUACAGCAACACAUAUGAGAAUCAAUGUAUCUUUCACGCAUUCGUACUUUCACUUUUCAAUUGCUCCUGUUCCGGUUCGUAUAGGAGGAUUCUUGGAACUACAAGAGCACGCUUUUUCAUCUUUUUUCGUCAAUGUACCUACAAGCAGCACAAGACGGCUUAUCUAUCUAAUAUCUGAAAUUAAUUGUUGUAAGUUGCUGUAAGUUGUUGCUAACGCUCUCGCUCGCAUUACCCUUCAUGAAUUAUCUGUUCACCUACAGUACUCCACUACUCCUCCACCCGCAUUGAAUUUUGUUUUUUCGGGUCCAGCUUCUCCUCGGUACUCCGACUUCAGUUAGUCGCGCCGUUGCAAAGCUGGAAUUCCGAAAAGCGCAGCGCCACUUCGAUGGAACAAGUUAUUUUUCGAUGUGCCGGCUUCACUAUCUUAAUCUUUACGUCUGGAUGUCCUUCCCCUUUGUCGAUCUCAGCUGUCUCAACGUAUCUACCGGUAGGAACGGGGAUUGGCGAUGAAUUUGAGGCAACUUUUUAU